GGCUGUAAAAGACUGUAGCUACAUCAUCCAUGUAGCAUCACCAUUUCCAAAUGUCCCAAUUGCUAAUGAAGAUGAUGUUGUAAAGCCAGCUGUUGAGGGUACUAAGAGAGUUUUGCAGGCUUGUGCUGAUUCUGGAACUGUUAAACGAGUUGUGCUUACCAGUUCAAUAGCAGCCAUUCAUGGUGAGACUACUGUUGAAGAAGGCAAGGUUUACACUGAAUCUGACUGGACCAAUACUGAGUUAGCCACACUUGACUAUUACAGUAAAAGUAAAACAGUGGCAGAAAGAGCAGCGUGGGACUUUGUUAAAGAUCUUCCAGAAGACAAAAAGUUUGAGUUGGCAGUGAUUAAUCCAAGUCUAGUAAUUGGUCCUGUGUUAACUUCUACACUUGGCACCAGUAAUGAGAUUGUGAAAAGGCUUCUAGAGCGAGGAAUGCCAUUAGUUCCAAGAGUAAACUUUAGUGUUUGCGAUGUACGGGAUGUAGCUUUGGCUCACCUGAAAGCAAUGACUACACCUUCUUCUGAUGGUCAUCGUCACAUUAUCUGCACUCAGACUGUCUGGUUAAAAGACAUAGCCCUGAUGUUAACCAAGGAAUUUAAACCUCAAGGCUAUAGAGUGCCGACAAUGAAUGCACCAUACUUUGCUGUCUGGUUGAACAGUUUUAUUGAUAAAUCUACCAGACUUUUGUUACCCCGGAUAGGAAGAGAAUUCAAGUUUGACAACAGUCGAAUGAAGGAGGUUCUUGAUAUAACCCCACGAGACCUGAGCCAAACAAUUCUUGACACUGCCUAUAGUCUAAUUGAAAAUGGCCUUGUAAAGAAAUCCAAGAAAUAUAAACAUGGAAAGAAGGAAGGAGAGGAGCAAGCAGCAGAAGAUGUGUGUUACCAACGUGCACUUCUUUUAGAAGAAAAGAAAACUGAAGAAGAGGUGAAAAAAGAAGAAAAGGAUGAAGAGAAAACAGAAAAGAAGAAUGAGGAUGAAGAUGACAAAAACAAACCCAAGGAGCUGGAACCUGAAGAUAAACCUGAAAAGGUUGAUGAUGAACCACCCAAAGCAGAGAUAGAAGCUAUUGACAAAUGAAGGGCCUUGUGCUGACUAUUGUUUUUUAGGUGUAAGUUUGGGAACAAGCGUAUGUCUGUACCUAUUAAUUUCUAAGAUGUGCUUUAAGAAUUCAUGCUUCUUGUUCAAGUCAGCUAGUAGAGUACUUCACAAGGUGCUUUACCACUCAUGUCUUUCUUCUCACUCUUUGAACUUAUUUAAUUUCAAAAGUGUCUGAGCUGCGAGUCAGGGCUUCAUACUCUUGGUUUUAUAUUCUUUGUGUUUAAACUAUUGCCAGUAUGUUGGGCUAAUUAGUAAAAAAAACUUAGGAAUUACUGUUUAAAAUUUGAACUGUGUGUAGCUUACACAAU
Molecule: messenger RNA, 1410 nt
Organism: Limulus polyphemus (Atlantic horseshoe crab)
Lineage: Eukaryota; Metazoa; Arthropoda; Merostomata; Xiphosura; Limulidae
Exons: 7
Biological process (GO): steroid biosynthetic process
Molecular function (GO): 3-beta-hydroxy-Delta5-steroid dehydrogenase (NAD+) activity
Source: RefSeq, a predicted model, not a curated record